GUGUGCAUGCAGUACCUGAAGGACACCAACAUGCUGUUUGUGGGGGGGCUCAUGGUGGCCGUGGCCGUGGAGCACUGGAACCUCCACAAACGCAUUGCGCUGCGAGUCCUGCUGGUGGUUGGCGUCCGACCCGCCCUGUUGAUGCUGGGCUUCAUGGGGGUGACCGCCUUUCUGUCCAUGUGGAUCAGCAACACAGCCACCACUGCUAUGAUGGUUCCGAUCGUCCAGGCCGUACUGGAACAGCUCCAUGGCGAUGUGGACCCCAAACCCUCCAAAACCCAGGAAGGAAGUGACGACCCACACCGAGAACAUCAGGAGAAAACCACUGCUUUUAACCAUCUUGAGACCGGUCUGAACAAGGAAACCACACAAGGCAACCCAGAAAAAUCCAGCGACUCGUGCUCCUCCGAGGCUCAGACCGACCAGCAAGGGAUCAUCAAACCAACACUACGAGACAAACCUCCAUCAGACAGCAUCAACAGCGGACAAGACGUCUGCUGUCAGAUGGUUUUGGAGGAGCUGAGGGACGAAGAGGACAGGAGGAAGUUGAAUAAAGGACUCUUGCUGUGCGUCUGCUACUCCGCCAGCAUCGGCGGCAUCGCAACGCUGACCGGCACCGGACCCAACCUGGUUCUGAUGGGACAGAUGAGCCAGCUCUUCCCUCGGAACGGCGACGUGAUCAACUUUGCCUCCUGGUUUGCCUUCGCCUUCCCCACGAUGAUGCUGACGCUGCUGCUGGCCUGGUUCUGGCUGCAGUUCCUCUACGUCGGCUGCAACCUGCGGAGGACGUGGGGCUGCCGGGCACCGCAGACGGAGAAGGAGCGAGCGGCGCUUGGGGCGAUCCAAGACGAGCACCUGCGCCUGGGGCCGGUAACGUACGGCGAGGUCAGCGUCCUAGCACUGCUCGUCCUCAUGGUGCUGCUGUGGUUCACCAGAGACCCGCGCUUCAUGGACGGCUGGUCCACCCACCUCUUCAACGCCAAGGCUGAGUUCGUAACUGACGCGACCGUCGCUUUGUUUGUUGCUGUUCUGCUCUUUGUUCUCCCUUCAAAGCCCCCGCACUACCUCUGCUUCUGGAGGAGCUCUGACACAGAGUCCCAGGUGUCACAAGGCCCCACCCCUGCGCUGCUCACCUGGCAGGUGACUCAGAAGAAGAUGCCCUGGAGCAUCGUGCUGCUGCUCGGAGGCGGCUUCGCACUGGCUAAAGGCAGCGAGGAGUCCGGUCUGUCCCGCUGGCUCGGUGCUCAAAUGACCCCCCUUCACUCCAUCCCGCCGUGGGCCAUCGCCGUCGUCCUCUGCCUCCUCGUCGCCACCUUCACAGAGUGUGCCAGCAACGUCGCCACGGCAACACUCUUCCUGCCCAUCCUGGCAUCCAUGUCCCAAUCGAUCGGCUUGAACCCUUUAUACGUGAUGAUCCCCUGCACCCUCAGCGCCUCCUUCGCCUUCAUGUUGCCCGUGGCCACACCCCCAAACGCCAUUGUCUUCUCUUAUGGUUUCCUCAAAGUGUCCGACAUGGCCAGAACCGGCGUAGUGAUGAACGUCAUCGGAGUCGGCUGCAUCACUCUCGCCAUCAACAGCUGGGGUCACGUGAUCUUCGGCCUGGACUCGUUCCCCGCCUGGGCCAACGCCACCUCGCCCGUGUAGCGAGCCGUGCGACCUGUUGCCUCAGCCUCGGGUUCGGGGUUCCGGGUGCUUCUUUAUUUUCAUACCUCAGCUCGUGGCAGAUGGUUGUGGUUCUGAGCCUCACCAGAACCACAACUUUGACUUUACAUGUGGAGCUUCUCGCUGCUGAUGUUUUGGUGUCUGCUCCUACCUUCUUCAUAGGGUUUUUUAAAAUUCAUUCUAUGCCACAAGCAGGUUUUUCAAAAUAAAAGCUCUGAAUUUAGAACGGGAGGGAUUUUUUAUCUGAGCUGGUUGAAGAGCUUUUUCUUGAAACGAUUGUGAUUACAGUAUUAGACCGAAGAUAUUUAAUUGGCAAUACGGAAUCAAUGCUGUGAAUAAAUACUACUGACUCUGUGAAAAAUGCAACAUUUUGAGUUUAAAAGAAAACAGGAUGAAAUAUAAUUAAAAUAUAGUAAUGAAACAAUGGCAAUGCAGAGUUAUGUCUGACUUGGCGCUAAAACCUUGAAACGGUACUCAAACUAAGGAACAGACUCUUUUAUUCAGUAUCUCUAACUUACAGAUGUCAUUUCUAUUUUAAGAUGUUAAAUCAGUGUACAAACUCUUGAUGCAUUAAUAAUUAGAAAAUAUAUUAGUAGGUCUAUUUUUUUGGAGUUUCUACAUAUUAAUGUGUGAGUGAAUGCUAACUGUACACAUUUGAACCUACAGAGUUUUGUAUCUUGUUAUUUGGUGUUAAAAAAUAAAAUUGUUUGUGACAACAAA
Messenger RNA from Gasterosteus aculeatus aculeatus (three-spined stickleback), 2382 nucleotides. NCBI's taxonomy places the organism in Eukaryota, Metazoa, Chordata, Actinopteri, Perciformes, Gasterosteidae. The record is from RefSeq and is a predicted model, not a curated record.